AUCCAUGCGAAGACAUAAUGUAUGGACGACUCUAUGAACACACCAUUGAAUCGCUUUUGCAAAUCAUUAGACGAUUGCAACCAAUUUGUGGCCAAUUUUUACACACAUUUUAUUCACAUUUUAUUGAUAUUAUUAUUUAAAUUAAAUUAAUUGUAAAUUCAGUCCUAAAUUAUGUCAAAUAAGAAGCGUUUGGUUUACUCUAUAAUCCAGUUCUUGAGCGAUGAGCUCAAGAGUGAGACACUUUCGCCCGACUCUAAGGAAUCGAUUGAAGUUGCCGUACAAUGUCUUGAGGCGGCCUUCGAAGUGAAUCCCGUGGACGCGACUCUCGGCACGAGUCAAACGUUGGAUCAUAUAUUUGACGAUUAUCUCAAAGACAACCAAAAUUCAUGCCCUCAAGGCGGUGGCUUUGUCCACAGACUUCUCGUUGCGUUUCUUCGCCUCUCUAACUUCUUGCUCCCGUUGCUUGAGUACUUCUCACUUGUCAAACUCUUUCGCGACCUUUACAUACCGGCCCGCAUCGAUUUGGACGCUUCCAACGCUGUCUACUUCUGCAACAGAGCGGCCGCGCACUCGAAGCUUAAUAACCACGAGUUUGCGUUAGAGGACUGCAAGCGUGCCAUCACUUGCGAUCCCGGCUAUAGUAAGGCUUACGGAAGAAUGGGAUUGGCGUUCGGCAACUUGAAUGACCACUUGAAGUCACGCGACUGUUAUCGCAAAGCCGUAGAACUCGACCCAAACAAUGAAAGCUAUAGAAAUAAUUUGAAAAUAGCCGAAGACAAAGUGGCGGAACAAUCGUCUCAAUUCGGUAAUCCAUUUGACUUGAGUUCCCUGUUGUCGAACCCGGCGCUCAUGAAUAUGGCCACACAACUCAUGAGUGAUCCCAAUAUGCAGAAUCUAAUGGGUGGUUUGAUGUCGGGUGCGAUGCCUAACAACAAUCAGGAGCCCACCCCUGAAGCCGGUGCCGGUCCCCCUGGCGGUGGACUCGAGGCACUUCUGCAGGCUGGCCAACAAAUCGCGGCCCAAAUGCAGGCAUCAAAUCCUGAUUUAGUGAAUCAGUUGCGGAAUGUGAUGACU
Molecule: messenger RNA, 1074 nt
Organism: Medioppia subpectinata
Lineage: Eukaryota; Metazoa; Arthropoda; Arachnida; Sarcoptiformes; Oppiidae
Source: the annotation of a GenBank genome assembly